This is a messenger RNA of Rhododendron vialii, 2651 nucleotides long. RefSeq lists its product as uncharacterized. Bases 932 to 2233 code for a protein of 433 amino acids. NCBI's taxonomy places the organism in Eukaryota, Viridiplantae, Streptophyta, Magnoliopsida, Ericales, Ericaceae. The transcript is spliced from 15 exons. The record is from RefSeq and is a predicted model, not a curated record.
AAAAUGCUGUGAUAGAGCUGCAUCCUCAUCUAAAGAUAGCGUGCCCUGCACUGUAGGGGAGCAAAAAAUCUUCCACAGCGUUCCAUUAAAUACAUUACAGCGUUCACCCCAUUUAAGAAAAAAGGCGCGAGUCUCAAUUCGGUGGAAAAUUUUCACCCGCGAAAAUACUCGAUGGACAAGCCGAUUCCCCUUUCCAGUAUGGCGCCUGGAGCUGAGUAACGCCAUCCUUGCGAAACCCUUCCGUCGUCGCAACCUGCGCUACCGUCUCUUCCCUCUCCACCUCCACGUUGCUGUUGCCGGAAAAUCUACACCGUGAAGGGGCAUCACGUUUUGCUAAGUUAGAGAAGAAAACAUACUGCAUUGGUAGAAGUAAACAGCCAGUUCAGAGAGUGCUCAACAGUAAUCUUCUUGAAGAGUUGUUUCCAGCACAUUGACAGGAGACGAGGUUGGUGUCGUUAAGAUGAUGGACAAAGAUUGGGUGCAUUUGAAUAGCACCAUGUAUGUUCAGCCGGGAUACUUUUCCAAGAAGUUGGCAGGCUAUGAGAGGGUAAGGCAAAAAAAAAUUGAACAAAACUUCUUAGAAAUGAAAGCUUUAGGAAUCAACGUGCCAAAGUCAUUGCUUGGUAACUAUGAAGAAAUAUGUGGUAGCGGUAAAGGUAAUGAUAAAAGAAAGGACAUUGGGCAUGUGGUCAAUGGUGAUCCAGACUAUGAACCAUGUGAUGGUGAAGGAAGGGGGACUUAUGAUAGUGACAAUGAUGAUCCCUCGGCAUCUCAAGCAAAUCAGGUGAAAGGUACAAGUCCAAGAAAGAAGAAGGGUUGUUCUAGUGCACAACUUUUGAAAAAAUCACAAAGAACUCAAGAAGAUGGUGGCAGCCCCCAAGAAGCAACCCAAGCUCAGUAGCUCCCCACAUCACCUACUGAUCAAACUGACAUGUUUUGCAACCCACAUACGGUUGUUGGCUGCGUGGCAACUCCUACAAUCCCUUCAACAAUGUCACAAAAUCUCAAACGCAAAAGAGGCCCUACCAAGCUGAAAACAAUUGCUGUAGAUGGAGGUAGUCGGAUUGAAGUUAAGUUUGACGAGAAUGGUCAACCAAUCGGUGCUGGAUCAAUCAAGUUGUCUUCUUUCUUAGGACCUCUAGUUCGAGAGAUUGUACCAUAUACACUUUUAGAUUGGCGAAAGCUUCCUACGGGAAUGGCAGAAAUCCUAUGGCAAUCCGUUCAGGUAAGAUUCAAUCUUCAUGAAGAAUGGCAUAGAGAAAUGGUUUUCCGGAAAAUGAAUGAAGAUUGGAGAGCCUCAAAGUCGACAUUAGUCAGAAAAGUAAGAAAUGCUUCAAAUGAGGAAGAAAGGCUAAAGCUACAGCCUGAUAACAUCAAAUCGCUCCAAGAUUGGAAGGAUUUUGUGAAGGAAAAGACUAGUGAACAAUUCAAGGUUAGAAGCAAUAAAUUCAAAGGUAUGAGACAGAAACAAUUGGAGCUGCAGCAUACUAUGAGUCGUAAGGGAUAUGCACGGUUGACUGUUGAGCUGAAAAAGAAAAAUGAUGUGUCCUCUAUAAGUAGAGCUGUUGUUUGGGCUGAUGGACAUACAAACAAGAAUGGUCAACCCGCAAACAAAAAAAUUGCUCAAAAGAUUAAAGAUGUGGAAAGAAUUGAACGGGAUAAACCAAACUCAUUUUUAACUAAUCUGAAAGAAGAUGCUCUUUCUCAAGUGCUUGGUCCUGAGAAGCGUGGCCGGUUAAGAACAUUUGGAAAAGGAGUCACACUAACAAGAUUGACUAUAUUAUCACAAAUGAAUGGUCAGUUUGAUGCACUACGUGAAGAAAAUGUUCAGUUGAGGUCUGAAAUGUCAUGUGUGAAAAAUACAGUAAAGGAGUUAAAGAAAAGCCAAGUUCAAAGUUCGGCAACAACUAAAGGAACACCAACUACACCCAUUGUUUCUCCCUCGAUUGUGAACAUCAGUCCGAAUACCAAGUGCAAGUUGCUAGAUUGGAUGGGGACGGGAGACGUAGUUGCUGAAGGGCGUUGGUCUUCGAGUGAUCCAAAUGAAACAUGUCAUUGUGUUCCGAUCGGACCUAACGCAAUGAAAGUUUGGGUGGAUGUAGCAAAGAAACCUGAAGUGUUUCUUUGGAGGCCUACAAGCGAUCUGACCUAUGUCGUCGAUGCAGUGGGAACUACCAUCGCAUGGCCUGCUAGUCAAGUUAUUAUGGACUCUUCGCCGGGGUCGAUUGGUUGAAAGAGAAGAUCGAUAUUUCAUCACUUUUUGCUAGAGAUGGAGAUUAUGAUCUUGCUAGUGUUGGAUGUUGAAGUUUUUGCAUUGAUGUCUCCUUUUUUUUUUGUAGAGCCUCAAUGCUCCUUUUUUGUAUGAAGACAUAGCUGGGAUGAUCCUCUUUUGUAUAGCUGGGAUGCUCUUCUUUUGUAUAGCUGGAUGCUCCUCUUUUGUAUAGCUGGGAUGCUCCUUUUUUGUAUAGCUGGGCAACUUUCCUCCUUGAAAAUGUUAGCAAGAUGAAGGCUAUAGCUAGCUAGGUACUUAUAUUUAGACUUAAGUGAUGUUAGAUGAAGUCUUCUAUUGCAGGAUUUUGUAUGGAACAAUUAAUGUAUAACUAUAUGGGAGCUUCUUUAUGGCAAUUAUUAAACUUGACGAUUGGUUUUAA